This is a messenger RNA of Jaminaea rosea, 1458 nucleotides long. RefSeq lists its product as hypothetical. Gene Ontology annotation, cellular component: membrane. NCBI's taxonomy places the organism in Eukaryota, Fungi, Basidiomycota, Exobasidiomycetes, Microstromatales. The transcript has a single exon. The annotation marks the transcript as partial. Gene Ontology annotation, biological process: iron ion transmembrane transport. The record is from RefSeq and is a predicted model, not a curated record. Gene Ontology annotation, molecular function: iron ion transmembrane transporter activity.
AAUCUGGACCGCAUCGCCCUCAUCUGCCUCGCCGUUCAGCAUGCCUCCUCCUCGUGGGGAUAUCGAUGCGCGGAAUUUGCGUUUCCACUCUACUUUGUCGCCCUCUUUCCAGCGACACUUCUGCCCGCAUCCAUCUAUGGCCUGCUCUUGCUCCUCGCUAGCCUGUUUCUGUCGCCCCUCCUCGGCUCAUGGAUCGACGCUACGAAGCACCGACGCCUGACCGUCGUUCGCACGUUGAUCGUGGCGCAGAAGACAACAGUCGCAAUCAGCUACGCCGGAUUCAUCUCCCUGCUCAUGACCGGAUCAGACUCGAUUGUCUCUCACACUCGAUGGGGCAGCUUCGCAGCGCUCACGGCAUGCGGCGCUCUUGUCGUGCUCAGCAACACCGGUCUGACUGUAGCAAUUGAGCGUGACUGGGUAUCAACGAUUGCCGAAGGCCAUCCACCGCACCUGACGCGCUUGAAUACGAUCAUUCGACGCAUCGACCUACUGAGCAAGCUGUUAGCGCCGCUCUUCGUCUCUCUAUUGACAUCUACGGCGGGCGAUGGCAUCUCUGCGGUCGUGCUCCUGGCCACAAAUGGGAUGACUCUCGUUUUCGAGCUCAUUUGGAUCGGUGUCGUGUAUCAGCGCUUCGCAGAGCGACUAAGCUACCCAGCCCCAGACGCCAAUGGCAAUCACAUGCGCUUUGGUGGUCGCACUCCUCUUGCCUCUUUGCGCCAAUGCUGGCCAAGCUUCAAGAACAAAACACGCACCUUCCUCGCCCUCCCUACGCUCCCAACCACAAUUGCCCUCGCUCUGCUGUACACGAGCGUGCUCAGCUUCGACAGCACCUUCUUGACGUACCUCAAGCAGCCUCAUGCCGCAGCGAGCGGGAUCGUGGCCAAGACCAAUGGGAUUAUCAUUGCGCAUUCCGGCGGCUCCACCAUAUCGUACACUGACGCCUUCAUUUCUGGCAUGAGAGGCCUCUGCGUUGUCAUGGGGCUAGCUGGCACCUUCAUCAUGCCAUGCCUAGAGCGUCGCAUCGGCCUGAUCCGCACGGGCUCGUGGUCGCUGGCGCAAGAGACCCUUUCCCUUGUCCCGACUGUAACUUGUCUCUACAUCGGCGUUGGCCUUGGAUGGAAUACAGCGCUACUCUUCACUGGACUCGCCCUGUCCCGCAUCGGCUUAUGGUCGUACGACCUCACGCAGCUGUCCAUCCUUCAAAACUCGCUCUAUGGCAAUGCAAAUGCCAACUUCCACUUUGCCAUGCAGCAGAGUCUGAUCAAUCUCUUCGACUUGAGUCACUUUGUCCUCACACUCGUAUGGAGCAAGCCUGACGACUUCAGGAAGCCGGCAACCGUAUCGCUCGGGCUGCUGGGAGCUGCUUGGUUUGUCUACAUUCUUGGAUAUGCACGCAAGCAGCGCGGUCAUCUACUGCACCUCGAGGGGUGGCAGAGAUUACUGCCGGGAAAGGAGAGA